Messenger RNA from Mya arenaria, 3564 nucleotides. Its product is annotated as baculoviral IAP repeat-containing protein 3-like. The coding region runs from base 774 to 2906 and encodes 710 amino acids. The record is from RefSeq and is a predicted model, not a curated record. NCBI's taxonomy places the organism in Eukaryota, Metazoa, Mollusca, Bivalvia, Myida, Myidae. The transcript is spliced from 10 exons.
AUUAUUCACUCUAAUUUAAGGUUUAGGCAUUGACUGAAUUUUAAAGAACAUGAAAUAUGUGCUUGAUUCGACCUACCGAAUUGUGAAAUAUUGGAAAUCCAAACAUAUUUAUUUAUAGAUACACCUAAUAUUUGUUAAAAAAGCUAUAAAUAGAUAUUUAUCAGAUAGCACUUGAUCGCUGUAUACGCACCUACAAUGUUUUUAUAUGCAAAGUGUCUUUAUUAAUUUAAUAGUGCAAUCAGUCAAUCGAUUUACCAUAUGUAAUGUUUCAUCACUUAUCAACCAACCUGUAGUGAUUGAAAUAUAACUGAUUUGAACGAUGAUAUUAUUAUAUAAUGACAGUUGAUAGUCAGCGCAAACGAAACUUACUUUAUUAUUAUAAAAAACAAAUCAACGUCUAAUUGAUAAUGAACCAAUUCUUAUAUAAUUAAAAAAUCGGUAGUUAUGAAAGAAUCAGUCAAUAACAAUGCGCAUUAAAAACGUAGACUUUCAGACUGUUAAACAUGUGGAAAGGUCCUACAUUGUGUGAUACUUUCAUUUAUUUCAAUAUAUCAUCCAAAAGCCCCUUUUGUACGACGUAAUAUCUAGAGCAGACUGACUUGCUAUCACUAUUGAAUUCUGAUUGCAGCAACAAAAGUGAUUUGAUAAACUUCAAGUUCAAAGUUCUUUGGAAAACCCACUUGAACGAAUACUAUUAAUACUGGUGCCUCUAGAACGAAAUUUAUAACACAUCGCAAACGAAAGAAGGAUAUAUUACAGGAAACGUUUUCGAAAUGGACGGGAAAACAUAUUCAGUUGAAAAGACACGAAUUCCUGUAGUUGGAAGACUGUUUGGCAAUAAAAAGAUGUUGCCAAAUGAAACUUGUAAAAAAGCAGACAGACACACGGAACAUGAAACUGCAGUGAGGAAAAUGUCAACACCUACUACCCAGGGUCUUUCCCAGCACAUUUCUCAAAAUCGCUUUUCUCUGCCUGUAAAUAACGUCCGGAGCAUCCCUGUUACAAGCGUUUCAGACAAAAAUUCAAACGAUGCUAUUCAAAACAACGUCACCGACAUAUAUAAGAAGAACAAUAAUUGGACUCUGGAUAUUGAAAACUCUGGAAGUGGCAGUGAAAACGAGAACAAAUUUGCAAAAGCAGGUUUUUACUAUGCUUCGAACAAGGAUGAAGUUAUAUGCUACUGUUGCGCUAAACGCAUUUCGAACUGGAAACCUGAUGAUGACCCAUAUGAGGCUCACAAAAGAAUUACACCGAAUUGCAGCUUUAUUGUAAACAAUGGAGAGGUAAACGUUCCUGUUUCAACCGAUAUGAGCUCUAAUUCAAACGAUGUUCUUCAGAAAAUCAUCACCGACCUAGAUAAGAAUAACAAUGUUUGGAGAUUCGAUCCUGAAAACUCUGGGGGUGAAAGUGAGAAUGAUAUUGCAACUGAUGGCGACGAAGAAACCGAAGACCAAAACAAUGGGACAGCGUUUGUAAAUGAGAACUUCUUUAAUAAAACCGCAUUUGAUCCGAAACGGAACUGCAAUGUGGUAGACAGUGUAAAUCGAAGUAAGGACAGUGGUUAUGCCAGUCUACCAAUAGAACCUACAAAUACAUCUGGAAGUCUGGACGAGGAUUGCUUCAGGCCAGAACCACAAGGCGGAUUCGCAUCAAUGGCUCCAAUUUCGGAGAAUGGAAGAAUUAAUCAAACUUUUCAGACCGGAGUAGCUUUACCAUUGAAGGAUUUGGAAUGCCGAAUUGCAAACAUUGACACUAAGGCCUAUCAACCGAUUCAAAACGACAUACCAAGGCAAAGAACUUCAAAUAGGAGUUCACGGACACGAACACGACGUCAACGUCAACAAUCGUCAACCCCGACAGAUAAUCCCGGAACCGCGGAACGUACACAAAGGUCUAAUGAAACACUUGCCCCUAAUAUGCAAACCACUGUUUCCACACGGACAGCAAGAAAUAGAAUAGGCCAUCACAUGCAAACUCCAAAGCAUCCAAAAUACUCCACAAUUUCUUCAAGAAUAGCGAGUUUCAACCAGUGCUCAGAAAUUCACGUUAUGCCAAGAACUCUAGCAGAAGCCGGCUUUUAUUACGCUGGAAUCGGGGAUUGUACAAGAUGUUUUUGGUGCGGCAUAGGCCUACGGCAUUGGACACGCGAAGACGAUCCAUGGACUGAGCAUGCCCGAUUCUCAUUGGACUGCAAUCACGUGCUUAUUAACAAGGGUCAGGAGUUUAUUAAUUUAGUUAAACUGGCAUUGGACCUCACAGAAGAAAAGGAUGAAACCCCGCAAGCCCAAACUUCAGAAACGCCAGCAGAAAAUCAAGAAACCGAAAUACCAAAGAACGACGUAGAAGAUUUAAUGACAUCAGACGCUGCGCAAAGUGUUAGAGACAUGGGAUACAAUAAUGAUAUAAUCAGAAUUGCAAUUCGAGAGAUUAUGUCUUCUAAAGGUUCAGAAAAACUAAACGGGAUGAAUAUCAUGGAAGAAAUCUUUCGAAUUGAAGAUGAACCUGUUAACAACAAAAUUGAUUCUACCAAGGCCAGCCCAACAGUUCAAACCAAAACAACAAGAUCAACGGAAACAUGUACACUUGCGCAGAAAAAAGAGAUAACCACAGAUGGAAACAAGUCAGGACAAGAAACAGCUACGAGCAUCCAGACUUCGGAAUCUAAAGGUGCAUCGGCUGACGUUGAAAAAAUGACGGUCGAACAUAGGCAAAAGCGUCGGUUGUUGAAUGAAAAUAAAGCUCUCAAAGAAAGCACUAUGUGCUCUACCUGUAGAAAAAGUGAAGUCUGUAUUGUAUUUCUACCUUGCGGGCAUUUAAUUUCCUGCGAAAAAUGUGGGAAUUCUGUAAGGACGUGCAUGACAUGUGGUCAAAGAGUUCGCGGUACGGUGCGUACCUAUCGUGCUUAAAGGGGCUGGCUAGAAGAUCGGGGACAUUUGUCCUAUAGUGGGAUAUAAUUGGAAGCAUGUGUGUAUGUAUCUGGGCAUUAACUUUGAAAAUGAUACCAAACUUUCUAUUUGCCCGAUCUUUUGACCAGCCCCUGUUCCAAUAUUGUUUCGUGUGUUAUCUAUAAACGCUCUUAAGUAUGGAUCAUUUUAAAGAUGUUCUAUUCUUUCUUAUAGACUUUAAAGCAUGCUGAUAUUGUGAUUACGUAAUUACUUAUUUAGUAUUAUUCAUUAGUACCAUCCAACAAAAUAUAAUCGUACCGUGGAACAUUUCAAUGUAGCCGAAUGUGUAAAAUGCCGUUGCAAAUUAAGGUUAUAGAUAAGUUUCAAUUCUAACCGCUUAAGGCGACUGUUUUAAUCUUACCAUUAAUAUAUUGUUCAUUUUACCAUCUCUAAUGGUUUGUAGACUAUUGUUAUAACAACAAUACGACAUCACUAUGUCACGAUAUGUGUAUAUCAAUUUUGUUUUGUCGUCUGCAAUAUUUUCUGGCGUUUGAUAUAUUAUAUUAUUAUACAUAUAUAAAACCAUUGCGCAUUAUUAUCAUUUUUAUUGAUGAUGUAGUAUGUGUACAUACAAGAAUGAUAUAUUUUGAUUUUUCAUAAUAAAAGAUACAAUAAAGAU